Solenopsis invicta (red fire ant) is the source of this 704-nucleotide messenger RNA. RefSeq lists its product as uncharacterized. The transcript has 2 exons. NCBI's taxonomy places the organism in Eukaryota, Metazoa, Arthropoda, Insecta, Hymenoptera, Formicidae. The coding region runs from base 1 to 441 and encodes 146 amino acids. The record is from RefSeq and is a predicted model, not a curated record.
AUGGUGGACCGUGGAUUGACCCUUGCGGUACUCCCACCAUCACCAAGGCAAGGCACCGCCAUCACCUACGCCACACGAAGCACCGUGCCGACGACACCGACUCGCACGACCACCGACUCGCCUGGCGAAGUCGAGAGAGACGCGCGCAACGCCUAUGUAGUUUACUUCGAGGCUCGAGCUAUACGUGCCGGGGUCAUAUUCUCAUCGGCGAUGCAUGGCCGCCGGUACAGUCGACGGGAACAGUCGGCCAGCCGGCUGGCCCCGGAGGAGCGCGCGUCGCGAGGAAAAAAAGAUCUGGCACACGGGUCAGCCGCGAUUUUCAACGCUUGUAGUCCACGCCCGCCUUCGCGCGCAAGAAAGGUCCCGGAAACCCGAUCAAACAACGGCUAUGAUCUAGAUAUACUCCAAGCUUCAGCUUUGAACUUCAAAUUAUUACGAUAAAUUUAUGUGUAAAUGUGGACACGAGUUCUCCUACGUUAUUCAAUAAGUUUUCGCUGUUUUAUUAUUCCUAUUUUUCUUUAAAUAAAUGAAUAUGCGAUGGGUCAAGUACGCCUACGAGAUCGUGCGUUAUCGGUUGAUCACAACCGGUAGUAACCUUGUCGAGCUUAAAAGAAGGCCAUGGGCGAAGGUGAUCGCACGAAUGACAUUACAGAUUCAUUACAGAUUCGCGAAGCGGAUAGUUAGUUUCUGCCUUUAAAUAUUAU